This is a messenger RNA of Mizuhopecten yessoensis (Yesso scallop), 1380 nucleotides long. RefSeq lists its product as uncharacterized. The coding region runs from base 1 to 1380 and encodes 459 amino acids. The transcript has a single exon. The record is from RefSeq and is a predicted model, not a curated record. NCBI's taxonomy places the organism in Eukaryota, Metazoa, Mollusca, Bivalvia, Pectinida, Pectinidae.
AUGUCUCAGAGUCUAGAGACUCUGACUGAAAAUCUAGCCAAAGAGGGUUUGACGAAAUUUAAAAACUUCUCUAGGGAGUUUACCGAAUCAGAAGCCAAAUUGCUACUAAGAAAAGGGAUAUAUCCCUACGAAUACGUAGACACUGCCGAUAGAUUCUCAGAACAAAAGCUCCCCUCAAAAGAGAAAUUCUAUAGUUCGCUGAGUCGAUCAGACGUGUCAGAUGCCGAUUACGCACAUGCACAGUCCGUGUGGGAGAAACUGAACAUUCGAGACCUCGGUCAGUAUCACGACCUCUACCUCAAGACGGACGUGCUACUAUUAGCCGAUGUCUUUGAGAACUUCAGACACAUGUGUCUCGAUUAUUAUGGGUUAGAUGCAGCUCACUUCUAUACCAGUCCAGGUCUGGCUUGGAGUGCAGCCUUGAAAAUGACGGGAGUGAGGUUGGAACUCAUCAGAGAUCCAGACAUGUAUCUCUUCUUUGAAAACGGAGUGAGAGGUGGGGUUAGCAUGAUAUCAAACAAAUACGCGCAAGCUAACAAUCCUGACAUUCCAGAAACGUACGACCUCUCCCAACCACACUCGUACAUCAUGUAUACGGAUUGUAAUAACUUGUACGGGAAGGCCAUGUCGGAGCCGUUACCUAUGGGUGGGUUUCGGUGGGUGGAGAAUCCACACACAUUUGACAUAACCAAUGUCUCCAAAGACGGAGACUUGGGGUACGUACUGGAAGUAGAUCUGGAAUACCCAGACGAACUUCACGACAGUCAUUCCGAUUACCCUCUCGCACCGGAGCGAAACAAAAUCCCCGACAAAGAAUUGUCACCGACCAGUAAACAGCUAUGGAAAACUUUACAUCCCAGCCCGAAACACACCGUUGACAAAUUACAAGGGCGUGUACCGACAAAAAAACUGAUUCCAACAUUAGAACGCAAGACGAAAUACAUCUGCAAUUACAGAAAUUUGCAGUUGUACGUGGGAUUGGGUCUCAAAGUCACCAAAAUCCACAGAAUCCUAGAAUUCAAACAGAAACCUUGGUUACGCCCGUACAUACAAUUCAACACGUCAAAAAGAGCGGCAUGUACGAACGAGUUCGAGAAAGAUUUCUUUAAACUCAUGAACAAUGCCGUGUUCGGUAAGACGAUGGAGAACGUGCGCUCCAGAGUCGAUAUCAAGCUAGCACACACGGAAAAGAAACUCAAAAAGUACGUGGCCAGACCUUCAUUUCAAAGGUUUACUAUCUUUAACGAAGAUUUAGUAGCCGUUCAAAACGACCAAGUCAAACUCGUACUAAACAAACCAGUGUAUGUAGGACAAACCAUUCUAGAUCUGUCCAAGUGUAUCAUGUACGAGUUUUAUUACAAGUACCUAAAACCGAAAUAA